CACGUGCAAACAUUUUGAGGCCUUAAACAUAAAUUAUUAAAAAAAGAAGGCUUGGCCUUGUUGCUUCCACAAAUUCGAACAGAAACAGUAAUAUCCUCAGGUCUCAGUUGCAAGUCAGCCCGUCAAUCAUUCAGGCAGUCUGACAUUUAUAUGGCCAACCCCAAAAGCACACACACACCCACUUCCACACACACACACACACACACACACACACACACACACACACAUUAUCAAACACCCCCAAGUUAUGCCGUGCACCAUUUUUCCUCGUGCGUUGAAACGGAUCGAUAAAACAAAUGCAACCGUGCGCAAUAUGACGUGAAUAAAACGAGCAGCAGCAACAGCAACAACAACAACAAAAAGUGAAUUACAACAAACAACAGCCAAGUGGCGUGGAAGUGGAACACAACAAAUACAACAACAGUUACAACAACUAAAUACAUCAUCAUGUGGUGCCAAGAAACUGAAAACUGAAAACUGAAUAAUAGAAAAUACAACUUUUGCCAAUCAAUUUCCCCUAAAACGCACACAAAUUUCUAUUUAAACCCAAAUGGAUGCCAAACAACAAACGACAGCGCCAAAUGUGACAACAACAACAUUAGCAGCAGCAACAACAACAACAACAACAACUGCAGUAUCAACAACAACAACGGCGCGCAAGAAAAGCGUGACAGCCGCCUCAGUUUUCAAAUCGCAUCACAUUGUGCGCGAAUCGGACAUUGUGGAUGUUGCCAGCGAUGCUUCACUCUAUUGUGGAGCGGAUGCCAGUGCCGAUGCUCUGAUUGCCACCGAGGAGGGGGAGCCAACGACCCAGUCACAUGCACAGCCACAACCGACGCCACGUGCAGCGCCCCGCGUCGCCGCCGCCUCGACUGGGAGUGCGACUAAUCCGCCAACACCCAAGCCCAGGCAGGCGGUUAAACCAAAAGUGCUUCCAACAACGACAACCACGCUGUCCCGCUCCAAGCAACGUCUCAUCAAAGUGGAUUUCUCAAAGUUGCAGGACGACGAACACAUCUAUGAUGAAAGCAGCACCAGCAGCGCAUCCACGCAUUACGUCGAACCACAUCGCUGUUCACAGCUCAAAAUGCCGCCAUAUCCCAUUGGCGGCUAUAUACUGGGCAGCACAGUGAGAGCAGAUGGUCCGGCAUCUGCCACGCGACCCAGACGCACAACUUACGACCUGGCCACUCAAUGCGAAUCGCGUCGCGCAUCCCUGAGACGUCACACGAUUGUCGGUUGUCAGAGCAACUUGGAUGAGACGCACUCGAUGCCGCCUACACGUCCUGAAUCGCGACAGGGUCAGAACAACAGCGAUGAUGUCAGCGCUACGGAGAAGCAGCUUCAUAUCAGCAACAACCAUAGCCAGCAGCAGCAGCAGCCACAGAAGCGCAGCAAAAGUCCUUUGGGCAACAAUAAUGAGCAAACGGACUCACAAAGCGAUUCAGCAUCCUCGCUUGGACCAUGGAAUAAAUCGUUUCUGGACAAACAAACCUGGAUGGAACGUGGUGAUGAUCGACUCUCGGUCACCCUAGAGGAGAUCGUCCACAUACGUUCCGUCAUGACCAAGGCCGAGCUGGAGGGUUUGCCCGUGGACGUGUGCGUCAAGGAGGAUGUUGAAAAGCGUAAGGUCUGCUUUCUGUGCCUGCGCACACGUUUCUCAUUCUUUGGCCCCUGGGGCAUACAAUGCAAGCUAUGCCAGCGUACUGUGUGCGCCAAAUGCUACACAAAGAUGCGCAUACCCUCGGAACAUUUCCGCAACGUACCCCUGGUGCUCAUAUCACCAUCGCUGCUGUCCAGUCCGGCCAGCUCGAGCACACCAUCGCCAUCACACCACGCCGCUCACCAACCACACUCAUCAUCGACGGGCAACAUUAUGGACGAUCAGUUCCCCAAGUCCCUGAUUGAGCGUCUGCUGCGUUCCGAGUCAGAUCGUAAGACUCGCUGUACAGUGGGCAGCGCACCAUCAUCACCGAAGCACCAAAGAUCAAAUAUGAGCACGCCGGGCAUCACGAUGGGACCGGGCGCUGCUGCGGCAGCCGCUGCUGCUGCUGGCCAGGCAGUUGAGGCUCUGCACGAUCAGACAUCGAUGUCUGCCUCAUAUACGGCGCCGAUGCGACCCACGGCCAUGCAACAGCAUCAGUCGAAGCACUACAACAUUAUGUCGCGCAGCAUGGAGGGACCGCGUAGUCUGCCGGUGCACAGUCCGGCGCACAGACCGCUCUCCAAUAGCAGUACCUUGGAGCGCAAAUCUCGUUUUUCGCGCGGCUUUACAUUCUUCUCCUCGGGCAGCCAACAACUGGCUGGGGAGCAGAAGGAGAAUAUGCGUGGGGAGGAGGUGACCGUUUGUCGGGACUGUCAGGGCCUGGUUAACGAAAUUACCAGCUCGGCGAAGCAGAAGCGCUCCUCGGCGCGCAAUCGCACGCUACAGAAUCUCACAUUGGAUCUGACGCCCGUUUGGAAGUAAAUAGGCGUUAUCCAUGGAAAAGGAAUGAAAAUAAUAAAUCUAUACAUAUUUUGGAAUGACUGUUGUAAACAUUAGAAAGCAUAGGGAAUGUUGUAUAUCGUGUUGAAAGCAAAACCUAUAUAUAUAUAUAUACCUAUACAUACUAUAUACUAUACACACCUAGGAUAUUAAGUACGCGAAAUUGAUAUUAGCCGAGAAAAAGCAGCGCUGUAAAUUCUUCUUCUAUCUAAAAACAAAAACAAAAAAACAAACAGCUUAAGCGCACCCCACCACAUACCCAAUACGGAUACGAUAUAAUAUUAAAUACGAUGGCAGGCUAUGUUGUUUGUAAUUUGUUUAAUUUAUGUAUAAAUGUUAUAAUAAGUAUCUGACAAGCACCCAGAACAACAACUAAAACGUACACACACACACACAGAGAACGCAAACACGAACUACAAGUAUGUACCCAUAUAUGUAGAGUAUUCGUUAUAUACUCGUAUUCAAAACACCCCCAGCUAUCUAUAUACGAGUAUAGUUUAUGUUUGGAAAAACAUUCCAUGUUCGGUAUUUAUAUAAAUUUUAAUUGCAUUUUUAAAGCCUCUCUCUCUUUGGGUUGUUCUGAAAAUCAAUCUAAAACCAAAUUGUUGUGAAGAUAAUAGUGCUUGCAUUAUUUUUUGUAUUCCUCGUCUUCGUUUAAUGUUGAAUGUAAGUUUUGUUCAAUUCAACUCACGAUAAUUUGAAUAACAACUAACAUAGCUUAAAGCAAUUCUUGCACAACCCUACUAAAACAAACUUUGUUGCUUACUUGAUCAAUUAUGUUUAGGCUUACACUGUUGGUAUUUAUUUAUAGCAUUUACACUUAACUCUAAUUUCAACGCAAACUAUCCAAUUAUUGUAAAAUUAUUUUGGAUGCGAUUAAGUUUUCUUCCGCGACACUGAAUACUGAACUUAAUUGCAUCCAAAAUAAAUAUUUAUAAGUAUGCGAAUUGUUCAAGUGUUUUGGAAUAACUAUUUGGAAAAUUUGUUAUUUGUAAAGCAUUUAUUAAUUGUAAUUAUUGAAGUUAAAUUUAAUUUUUUUAUUAUUUCUAAGCUGAUUUUCAUAUAACUAAAAGAAACACAUACACACAGAAACACACAAAACACAAUGAAAACGAAGCUACACAGAAACACAGAACAGCAAUAAAAAAUCAAAUAAAAACUACUAAAAGUAUAAA
Messenger RNA from Scaptodrosophila lebanonensis, 3660 nucleotides. It is a transcript of the gene spir, whose product is annotated as protein spire. The record is from RefSeq and is a predicted model, not a curated record. Gene Ontology annotation, biological process: establishment of meiotic spindle localization; actin filament network formation; cleavage furrow formation. Gene Ontology annotation, molecular function: actin binding. NCBI's taxonomy places the organism in Eukaryota, Metazoa, Arthropoda, Insecta, Diptera, Drosophilidae. Bases 551 to 2467 code for a protein of 638 amino acids. The transcript has 8 exons. Gene Ontology annotation, cellular component: cytoplasmic vesicle membrane; cell cortex.